Messenger RNA from Podospora pseudocomata, 1277 nucleotides. RefSeq lists its product as uncharacterized. Bases 248 to 1024 code for a protein of 258 amino acids. The record is from RefSeq and is a predicted model, not a curated record. The transcript has 3 exons. Gene Ontology annotation, cellular component: endoplasmic reticulum; membrane. Lineage: Eukaryota; Fungi; Ascomycota; Sordariomycetes; Sordariales; Podosporaceae. Gene Ontology annotation, biological process: sterol metabolic process. Gene Ontology annotation, molecular function: cholestenol delta-isomerase activity.
GAGAAAGUUUGCCCCAUAUCCAUUAGACAGGUAGACCCCUGGCGAUGGUAUCCAAUCCCAACCCAGAAUCCGGGGUCGGAGACAGCCGUAGUCAGGCUUGGCACCAAGCAGGUGUGACAUGGGGUAUCACCACCGAAAAUUAAUUUUACUCUUGAACGCGACGUGCAAACUCGCGGCGAUUUUUCCCCCAGCUUCUUCACCACUUUGAAAGUCAAUCGACCGGUCAAUACAGCGCCAAAUCACAGCCAUGGACUUCUCGACACACUCGUCGCCCUCGGGCGCCGAGCCCCUUACCUUUAUAGAAAUGAUCGACCAGACGACCAUCAUCUCGCUGCUCUCGACACUCGCGAUCCUGUUCACGGCGCUGGGGAUUUCGAAACUGGUGUUGGACAAGCACACUCCGGGGAGGCUGAGGUUCCUGUUUGUCUGGCAUGCGUUUGACGCGCUGAUCCACUUCAUACUGGAGGGGAGUUUUGUGUGGCACUGCCUGUUCAGCAGCACGUCGGUGAGGGAGGUGAAGGGGGAUUACUUCCCGACGCCGUAUUAUUAUUUGGGGCAGGACCAAAAGGGACGGGUUUGGGGCUCGCAGGCGGCUGUUGGGCAGGAGGGGUAUUUGGGUGCUAUGGCGCAGUUGUGGAUGGUGUAUGCCAAGGCUGAUAGGAGGUGGGCGGGGGUUGAUUUGGCGACAUUGAGUAUUGAGAUUAUUACGGUUGUUUUUGGGGGUGUGAUGGCGGUGUUGGUUUGUUGGGAUUUGGCGAGGAAGAAUGUGGCUAGGGGGAACUUGGCUAUGAUCAUUCUUGCGACGGCCGAGUUGUAUGGUGGGUAUAUGACUUUUAUGCCGGAAUGGUUGAGCGGGAGCGCCAACUUGGAUACGAGCAACUUUAUGUACAAGUGGAUCUUCUUGGCCUUUUUCAAUGGCCUUUGGGUGGUUAUCCCUCUGUAUGCCAUCUACGUGGCUGGAGCGGACAUUUACGACGCUAUCUGGGUCAGGUCUAUUGUUGAGGAGCAGAAGAAGGACGAGUAAAGCGUGCGAUGAGAAGGGCGGUGGUUCGUGGAGAACGAUGAUAUACGUUGAGGGGUUGAUACAUCAUUAUCUAAUGACUGAUGUUUGAUGCUGUGAAGAGUUGGGGGGAGCUGGUAUAUGGGUAUAAUGAAAUUGCGAACUGUAGGUACGACAUGGCUGUAGGAAUGAACAAAAUGCAUAUAGUUGAUGCUUUGGGCUUUGUUGAGGGAGCCCUGAACCCAGCCAGAAAUCUCAUGAGAACCUCGCUGCAAAA